AUGUCUGAAUGCACAGAAGAUCCAGCCAUCACAGAUGGGGAGAAAGAGGAACAGACACUCGAAGAGUUCGACUCUGACGCAGAGACAGAGUCUUGCGAAUUGCUGCAUUCUCCCCCCUCAGGUUAUCUUCCGCUUGCCCCCUCGGUUGAGUCCAGUGCAACCUAUCCAUGGUCAAAAUGGGUCGACAGCCUUCGGUUGAAGAAACGAGGCUACCAGCCAGAGACCUACGUCGAUGGAUGGUUUGAUGGACCGUCAGUUGACCGGGAAGAUAUCGCUUCGACACUUAGCAACAAGAGAUUCUGGGAUCAGGUAUCUGGUGGAACAGCGUCGAUCUUGGGAACCAUGAAAACGGCCAGCAUGAGUGUACCACCCUCCAGCGUCCCUAGGUCGAGAACGAACACGAUCACUAGCAACAGUAUGGCAGUAUCGAGGCAAUCGAUGGAGAGCACACGGUCCAGUAUCUACGAUGCGAUAACGCAGGUGAGUAAGGUCAUGGCCAUCAGACGUCGACAUGUGCUGCAUGAGAUAUAUACCUCGGAGUUAAAUUAUGUUGAUGGAUUGCGAACUGUAGUACAGAUUUUGUCCACUUAUCUCACGAUGAGACCGGCUAUACUGCGCGACUUGCAGCAAUUGUAUGACAUGCACGAUGCCUUCAAGAAGCAAUUGGAAUCCGUUAGCCCACAAUCAGCAGAAGCCUGGCUGAAUGGCAGCCCACUUCGGAAGUCCACCAUUCUGCAAAAGUUUCAGAAUCAGUCCCUGUUGGCGAGACGGCGAAUAAACUCUCGAAUUGGAAAAGAGGGCGCGGAUCCAUCCGAGGCUUUGUUGGUUGCGAAAGAGAUCGACAAAUUGACUGCCAAGUUCCACCUCUACGAAGCUUUCAUCAGAUCGUACGACGUGCUUUCCGAAGACCUCACUCUUCUUCGACAAAGCCACCCAGCCGAUGGAUUCUGGACCGAAGGUAUCGAAGCUUUGCAAAAGUCCGUACACUCAACGCAAAAGAGGAAAGAGAAUCAGAAGAAAGCAAUGACGCUGGACGACCUCAUUGCUAAGCCGGUGCAACGAGUCUGCAAGUAUCAACUUCUUCUGACCGAGUUGCUGAGAACUGUCCCGGAGACCGCCUAUCCCCUGACAUACUCGGGGAUUAAAAAAGUCUUAGAGAAGAAUACGCAGGCAAUCGACCGUAUCAACACUGUUGUUGGAGACCCUAACCUGCGUAUUCGGAUCAAAAAGACCAUAUCUUUACAUGAGCGGCUAGACUACGGUGAUCAGAAUGCUCUCGAGAACGUUUACCAAGAAUUGGGACCCCUUAUUCUCUGUGGAGUUCUUCAUGUGGUUUAUCAGUUGCCCAGUGGCAUCACAGGACAGUACCUAGCGUGUAUAUUGUUUCCAGGCUACAUGAUUCUGGCUAAACCCGGAAGCGACUCACGUAGGCUGGCUCUCAUUGCAUCCAUCUACCUAUCGGAUAUGACCGUUGACGGUUCAAUGAACGGACAAGGGCUUGCUUGCUUGGAUACCCCAUUUACAUGGAAAGUUAUCUUCCAGUACAAUCAGAAGCACUACGAAUUUAUCUUUAGCGCUUCCUCAUCAGCAGAGGAGCGUGGCUGGAAGACUGAAACUCUGAAAGCAUCCGUCAUGCCGCCUAAUGAGGUGCCAAAUAUAUCCUUAGAGCCACGACGGUUUUCUUGUGUAUGCAUGGCGUUGCAGCCACUGGAAUCCGAUGGUCAGUCAUUACUCCUCAAGCGACGAGGCUCUCUUCGAAUUUCGUCGCCACGUCCUGUGCGAAUCCAACAGAACCAAGUGACGAUUAGAAAGACGCAUAAUCCUAUCUACGAUACCGAGGUUAGAUUACUCCAAGAAGCAGAACCUUUGCGCUCCCACUCGCUUGCCAAAGAAGCUGCAUUUGCACCGACCGUCCUAAUACCUGCAAGAUCGCAUCGGAUCAAACUUGAGCGUAACAUUUCGAGUAUUUACAGCCAGGAGCUGCUUCCAUAUCCGGGGAUGACUCUGGGACGGGGUGAGUAUAUGAGCCAGACUAUGGUGGGAAAAACUGUCAUGCGGGGGUUGUCUAUUCGAGGUGUUUUUCACAGCAGACGCUCCUCAUCUCUCAGUAAAGCUACAUCAAUAUCUCUUGUUGGCAGCCUAGAACAAGGGGACGAUGGACAACACGGGGGUAUGGGUUCGGAGAAAGCUACCACAUCAAAAGUACCUUGUGAAGCGUUAUGCAAGUCAAGGGAUCUGAUGGAGGAUGAGAAGCUAAUGGCUACAAAGACGGGUUUCGGCUCCAAUCGACAGAGGAAGACCAGAUCUACUUCUGACAAUGGUAUCGAGGAAGGUAAUGUGGCCAAGACUAGUAACAAGCCUCGGGUGCUGUGGAAGAGAUGGCUGCCACCGUCAAUAGUCGGCUAUUUGGAUAUAACAAGAGAGGUGACCUGA
Molecule: messenger RNA, 2433 nt
Organism: Talaromyces amestolkiae
Lineage: Eukaryota; Fungi; Ascomycota; Eurotiomycetes; Eurotiales; Trichocomaceae
Exons: 6
Coding region: 1-2433 (810 amino acids)
Molecular function (GO): guanyl-nucleotide exchange factor activity
Source: RefSeq, a predicted model, not a curated record